Poecilia latipinna (sailfin molly) is the source of this 3810-nucleotide messenger RNA. It is a transcript of the gene atp1a3b, whose product is annotated as ATPase Na+/K+ transporting subunit alpha 3b. Gene Ontology annotation, cellular component: plasma membrane. Bases 361 to 3429 code for a protein of 1022 amino acids. The transcript has 23 exons. Lineage: Eukaryota; Metazoa; Chordata; Actinopteri; Cyprinodontiformes; Poeciliidae. Gene Ontology annotation, biological process: intracellular potassium ion homeostasis; intracellular sodium ion homeostasis; sodium ion export across plasma membrane. The record is from RefSeq and is a predicted model, not a curated record. Gene Ontology annotation, molecular function: ATP binding; ATP hydrolysis activity; P-type sodium:potassium-exchanging transporter activity.
UUCCCCCGGCGGAGUGGUGCAAGCUGGAAGAACGGGGAGUACUGCGGCAGCCGGCAGAGCCGCGGAAGAGCAUCGAGUCCUGGGGAGGUAGCAGGUUUUUUUCUUGCCGGGUCCUUUUCACCGCAAGUAUCAGAGAGCAGAGGUUCCACGCGUGAUGCUCCGCUUGAGACCGCGACAUUUCAUCUGAAAAAACAAGAAAAGAAAAGAAAAAAAGAAAGACGUCUUACGAGAGAAAGAGGGCAGCCUGACCUUUUUUUUUUAAAAAAAGGCGAGGCAUUCAUACACUGACUAAUUCAACGUGAGGGGCUGACACCUCUCAAGCGGUGCAUCACCUGAGAGAAGAAGAAUAAUUGCGCCAACAUGGGGUAUGGACGUUCAGACAGUUACCGCGUUGCCACCACACAGGACAAAGAUGACCGAUCCCCCAAGAAGAAGAAGGGGGCCAAGGACAUGGAUGACCUGAAGAAGGAAGUGCCCAUUACGGAACAUAAGAUGUCUGUAGAGGAAGUAUGCAGAAAAUUCCAGACUGAUAUUGUUCAGGGACUGACCAAUGCCAAGGCAGCGGAGAUUCUGAUCCGAGAUGGUCCCAACGCUCUCACCCCUCCGCCCACCACCCCGGAGUGGAUCAAGUUCUGUCGCCAGCUGUUUGGUGGGUUCUCCAUCCUGCUGUGGAUCGGCGCCAUUCUCUGCUUUCUAGCCUACGCCAUCCAGGCAGCCACAGAGGACGACCCUGCAGGCGACAAUUUGUACCUAGGUAUUGUGCUCACAGCCGUAGUCGUCAUCACUGGUUGCUUCUCAUACUUCCAAGAGGCCAAGAGCUCCAAAAUCAUGGAGUCUUUUAAGAACAUGGUGCCACAGCAAGCGCUGGUGAUCCGCGAGGGUGAGAAGGUGCAGAUCAACGCUGAAGAAGUUGUGGCUGGAGAUCUGAUUGAGGUGAAGGGAGGAGACAGGAUCCCUGCUGACAUCAGGGUGAUUUCUGCUCAUGGCUGCAAGGUGGAUAACUCCUCCUUGACAGGAGAAUCAGAGCCACAAAGCAGGUCACCUGACUGCACCCAUGACAACCCUCUGGAGACCCGCAACAUUGCUUUCUUCUCCACCAACUGUGUGGAAGGCACAGCACGUGGUAUUGUCAUCUACACCGGAGAUCGUACAGUCAUGGGCCGCAUUGCUACUCUGGCCUCCGGUUUGGACACCGGCAAAACCCCCAUCGCCAAGGAGAUCGAACACUUCAUCCACAUCAUCACAGGUGUGGCCGUCUUCCUGGGCGUGACCUUUUUCAUCCUGGCCAUCAUCCUGGGUUACUCCUGGCUGGAGGCUGUCAUCUUCCUUAUUGGCAUCAUUGUGGCUAAUGUGCCUGAGGGACUGCUGGCCACCGUCACUGUGUGUCUGACUCUGACUGCCAAGCGUAUGGCGAAAAAGAACUGCCUGGUUAAGAACUUGGAAGCUGUGGAAACCUUGGGCUCCACCUCCACCAUCUGCUCUGACAAGACAGGCACCCUGACCCAGAACAGGAUGACCGUAGCCCACAUGUGGUUCGACAACCAGAUCCAUGAGGCCGACACCACCGAGGAUCAGUCAGGUGCUUCUUUCGACAAGAGCUCAGCAACAUGGCAGGCUUUGUCCCGUAUUGCUGCUCUGUGUAACCGUGCGCAGUUCAAAGCCGCCCAAGACUCCGUGCCCAUCCUGAAGCGAGACGUGGCCGGAGACGCCUCGGAGUCAGCUCUGCUGAAAUGUAUCGAGCUGUCCUGUGGCUCCGUCAGGUCGAUGCGGGACAAGAACAAGAAAGUGGCCGAGAUCCCCUUCAACUCCACCAACAAAUACCAGCUUUCAAUACAUGAGACAGAGGAUCCCAAUGACAACCGCUACCUGCUGGUGAUGAAGGGCGCCCCUGAGAGGAUCCUAGACCGUUGUUCAACCAUCGUGAUUCAGGGCAAAGAGCAGCCUAUGGAUGAGGAGAUGAAGGAGGCUUUCCAGAGUGCAUACAUGGAGCUGGGAGGACUGGGAGAGCGUGUCCUGGGUUUCUGUCACUUGCUCCUGCCAGAAGACCAGUACCCCAAAGGUUUUGCCUUCGACACAGAUGAUGUUAACUUCCAGACGGAGAAUCUUUGCUUUGUAGGCCUCAUGUCCAUGAUCGAUCCUCCUCGUGCUGCGGUGCCAGACGCAGUGGGAAAAUGCAGAUCCGCUGGUAUCAAGGUCAUCAUGGUCACUGGUGACCACCCAAUCACAGCCAAAGCCAUUGCCAAGGGAGUAGGCAUCAUCUCAGAGGGAAACGAGACAGUGGAGGACAUCGCAGCUCGUCUCAACAUACCUGUUGCUCAGGUCAACCCGAGGGAUGCCAAAGCUUGCGUGAUUCAUGGCUCGGACCUGAAGGACUUGUCUCAGGACCAGAUGGACGACAUCCUGAGGAAUCACACAGAGAUCGUGUUCGCUCGGACCUCCCCACAGCAGAAACUCAUCAUUGUGGAGGGAUGCCAGAGACAGGGUGCCAUUGUUGCUGUGACAGGUGAUGGUGUGAAUGACUCUCCUGCUCUGAAAAAGGCCGACAUCGGUGUUGCCAUGGGAAUCUCAGGCUCCGAUGUGUCCAAACAGGCUGCAGACAUGAUCUUAUUGGAUGACAACUUUGCCUCCAUUGUCACUGGAGUGGAAGAAGGCCGGUUGAUCUUUGAUAACCUGAAGAAGUCCAUCGCCUACACCUUGACCAGCAACAUCCCAGAGAUCACCCCCUUCCUGUUCUUCAUCAUCGCCAACAUCCCUCUGCCUCUGGGAACCAUCACUAUCCUCUGCAUCGAUUUGGGAACUGACAUGGUUCCAGCUAUUUCUUUGGCUUAUGAAGCAGCUGAGAGCGACAUCAUGAAGCGUCAACCCAGGAACCCCUUCAGAGACAAGCUUGUAAAUGAGAGGCUCAUCAGCAUCGCUUACGGACAAAUCGGAAUGAUCCAGGCCUUGGGAGGCUUCUUCAGCUACUUUGUCAUCCUGGCUGAAAACGGUUUCCUGCCCAGUCGACUUCUGGGCAUCCGACUCGACUGGGAUGACCGCAGUUGCAACGACCUGGAGGACAGCUACGGCCAGCAGUGGACAUACGAACAGAGGAAGAUUGUCGAGUUUACAUGUCACACAGCCUUCUUUGUCAGCAUCGUGGUGGUGCAGUGGGCCGAUCUCAUCAUCUGCAAGACCAGACGUAACUCUGUGUUCCAGCAGGGCAUGAGGAACAAGAUUUUGAUCUUCGGCUUGUUCGAAGAAACUGCCCUGGCUGCCUUCCUGUCCUACUGCCCUGGCAUGGAUGUGGCUCUCAGGAUGUAUCCUCUAAAGCCUUCCUGGUGGUUUUGUGCAUUCCCAUAUAGUUUCCUCAUCUUUGUUUAUGAUGAAGUACGAAAACUUAUCCUCCGUCGGAACCCUGGCGGUUGGGUGGAGAAGGAGACAUAUUAUUGAUCAGUGGAGCACCUUUGCUCGAGCCCCUUUACAUCUUCUACUCAUCCGUUCUCCCCUUCACUUCAUCCUCGGCAAGACUCAUCUCCAGAUUCCCUCUGCCCCCCUUUUAAAGACAAAACCCGCUUUCAAGCAAUUUCCAUCACAGCUGCCCCAAAGAUUAAAAACAGCAAAAGCACCUUUACAACUUUCUACAUUGCCCUGCGCCCCUUCUCCUUACCUCCUAUGAUACUCUUUGCAUGUGUUCUCUCACUGCUGUGUACUUAAACCAAUAUAUCUACCAAACGGCAGCUGCAUAUUGUGUAUGUAGAUUUGAAUGAGCUGAAGAUACAGAUGGAGUGUCUAUGCUCUGCAAAAAAAGGACCAUCCAGCUUCCUGUCCCCU